UCCGAGAAGUAAAACACCCUCUCUUCAGUUCUCAGCUGGAGCAAGUGACAGCAGCAACGCGAGAGAGUAAAUCUAGGUAGGCUACUACGCCAUUACGGUUUAGGUGAAUUACCCCCCAUUUAAAGCGGGACAUUUGACCACCUGUGAACCAUGGAAGAAGACGCGUCCCACGCCGAGCACAACAGCGUCUCCGGCAGCACCCACACCAUCCCGCAGCAGCAGCCCGAAAACACGGAGCUGCUCAUCCCGAGCUUCAGCCCGUCGUCCGCCCCGUCCUCUCCGACCCCGACCGGCACCCUCUCCCGGCUGGGCUUGAAAAGUCCGACCAGCCCGACCGCCGUCGCGCCGGGCAGCCCGGUCGACCGCGGCCAGGUGAGCGCCAUCACCGUGGUGGCGCUGCUGGACAAGCUGGUCAACAUGCUGGAGUCGGUGCAGGAGAACCAGCAGCGGAUGGAGCAGCGGCAGGCCGACCUGGAGGGCGCUGUGCGGGUCGUGCAGGGGGACGUGACCCGCUUGUCCAAAACCCACGUCAGCACCUCCAACAGCGUCAGCAAGCUGCUCGAGCGCUCCCGCAAAGUCAGCGGGCACCUGAAGGAUGUGCGGGAGCGCAUGGAUAAACAGGCGGUCCAGGUGAAGAAGCUGGAGGCAAACCACAGCCACCUGCUGAAGAGGAACCACUUUAAAGUGCUCAUAUUCCAGGAAGACAAUGAGAUACCCUCUAGUGUGUUAGUCAAGGACUCCCUCAAGACCCCACAACCAAGCCAGUAUGAUGCAGAAUCCAUCCGUCCUGCUCCGUCUGUUGCUUGCUCUGUUGAUGGCAGCCAUGCCCCUGAGGGUCUUCAGACCAUUAGCCUGUCCUCCGAUGACGACGAUGGUCUUCCAGCACACCUUGAGGAGGACGAGAUGUUCCAGUGCGAGGCCGCAACGGGCACUUCCCACACAUUUGAGAGAAGGGCUGACAAGUUCAAGCGCAACAGUCUGAAGAAGGUUGAUAGUCUCAAGAAGGCCUUCUCGCGUGAGAGCAUCGAGAAGAAGAUGACCAAGAUCACCACCAAGAUUGUGCCGCCGGAGAAGCGCGAGAAACUCAGGAAGAGCCUCACCCCCAACCACCCCAAGAGCCCGACUGCCAAGUCCUCCUCUUUCAAGGUGUCUCCCAUGACUUUCAAUGUCAAGAAAGUCCGAGAUGGGGAAACCCCCACGCAUGACAUGGGGUCACUUGGGGAAGAAGCCCAUGUGGAGAUUCCUGCUCUGGAAAGCUUAGAUAGUGAGAUUCCCUCGGCAGAGGUGCAUACCCAAGAAGGCGUUGUGGAGCAGAUUCAGGAGAUGCUGAGUCCCUCCACCCCAGAGAGCAUGAAGGCAGGGCUGGCUAUCAAUGGAGAGGCCUCAAGCAUCGAGGGCGAGAUAAAUGGCGAUCGUAUUGCUGGCCUGGCAGUUCCAGAGCUUGAUGAAGAUAUUGACGAGGAAGAAGAAGAGGAGGAAGAAGAGAAACACAAAAGCCCUGUUGAGCCAGCAGCAGAUGCCCAGAUUCCCACAGCAACAAUUGCUGUACAGCAAGUGUCUUAAUAUGAUUUAAUUUUCAGAAAGCAUCAAUUAUAGUUUCUUUUCUCGCUAAAUUUUUCUGCACCCAUCAGGCACACAUUUUCCCUCCAAUGUAGACUAGAAACAUACUCACGGCUUCCUAAGGUAGUCCAUCCUUGGACUAUUCCUGCAACACUACCUUUUGAUUAUUACCAUCUUGGUCUAAAAACCUUGACACAGACUGUAUAAGCAACUAGGUUGACAACUAGACCCCACAGUGUAUCACAAUCUGGUGCAAGUGCUUCCUGAACCCUGGAGCAGGGUUGUCCCAAAGAAAGUACCAUAUACCAACACACCGUAACUCACUCCCAACAACUGGUGCCCACCUCUUUAACAGCAGCACAUCUCCAGGACGCUGGGCCAACUAUCUUCCUCCUGCUGUGUUUGUCUGCCACUGGAGCUCUCUUCCUUACUGACAAAUAGCCUCUUCAUUCUUUGUGUUGUUUUUUUUGUGUGUGGAAAAAAAUAGUAAAUCUUUGGCAACAGUGGUACUGCCAGCAGCCUGUUGAGGCAGGGUGUUGCCAGGUUGUGCAAGAGUUGGAAUGGGAAGUUUCAGGGUUUUCAGUGAAAAGGUCCUGGGGUGUUUUGUGGUGAACUAGAGGGGUUCACUAAAUUCUUUGGGCCUGUGCUUAAAAAGGCCAGAUCUUAAAUAACGGGUGACGAAACUUAAGAAGUCCGAGUGGCGCUUACUUGUUUCCUGUCCUUCACCUGCGCUCGUCAAAUUGUUUGUUACUUCCAUAAUGAGAUUCAAUUCGUCACUUCCGACUCCGACCUACCUUGAAUACCACAUGAGUUGUGGGUGUGUGAUACUUAAAAAUAUUUUAGUAAUUAAUGAUUGCCAAUUGAGUAACCUCCAGGUAGGGUUGGGUACCGAUACCCGGUGCUAAUACGGCACCGGUGCCUUAACGACCGGUAUCUACCGGACCGAAUAGCAACGCGGAUUUCGGUGCUACUGAAAUGCCAGCGCUGCCCUCUGAUGCUCGGAAACGGACGUUUAAGGCAACAGAAACCUCUCUACACAGGACGCUAGUUAACAUAAUACACUUGGCAGCAGGUAACGUUAGCCUGCCGUUAGCUAGCAGCUGGAUUAAACAUGGUUAAAAUGCUGACGGCUAACAUUAAAUGGUGUGUCUGUAUUUCACUGUAGAGGAUUCCAACACCGAGACAUAACUGUCUGUAGUUACCGUUGUCAGAAAAACAACACAGACGUUCACUUGAAACUCGCCUCACCAGCCUCGUGGUGCAUUCAAAGUUACUGUAAAAUACCCUUUUUCUAUCUAGUGGUUGUUUUUGUCA
Perca fluviatilis (European perch) is the source of this 2874-nucleotide messenger RNA. RefSeq names its product caveolae associated protein 2a (gene cavin2a). Gene Ontology annotation, molecular function: protein kinase C binding. Gene Ontology annotation, cellular component: caveola; cytoplasm. NCBI's taxonomy places the organism in Eukaryota, Metazoa, Chordata, Actinopteri, Perciformes, Percidae. The coding region runs from base 151 to 1563 and encodes 470 amino acids. The record is from RefSeq and is a predicted model, not a curated record. The transcript has 2 exons.